AUGGCGGAUUUCGAUGAGGAUCUGUUCGACGAAGGAGACGAAUACCGGGAGCGUCGCUACAUGGAGGAGCAGGCCCAACUGGAAUGCGCCGAAUUGGAUACGGCGAUUGAGGGAGGUGACAGCAAGCGAAGCGUUAUGCUGGUGGAUUCGCCCCCUGAGACACCCACGAAGAGUUGCCCGAUAUGCAACAUUGACCUUGGGCCGGCGAGCGAGCAAGAUGCAGGUAUCCAUGUCAACAAUUGCCUGGAUGGAAAUCCUACACCCCUGCCCGAACGAAAGCCUGCUACCGAAGCAGCUCCUGCAUCACGCCUGAACCAUUCGCCUUCUGCCGAUCAGUAUCGCAAAGUCGUCAGACCGCCCAAGCCCGGUCAAGCAAGUCCGUUUGUGUUAGGAGAGGCUAGCAUGAAUGGCGGCUCCGCGUUCAACAGACUUAUGUCGGGUCACGCAGAGGAUGCUGCGUGGGCAGAGGCCGCCGCUAGAGAAAAUGCCUCGCGUGGCAAGCCUGCGUACCAACGUACUUGCCCUUUCUACAAGAUCCUACCAGGGCUGUCCAUCUGCGUCGAUGCAUUCCGGUAUGGAGCAGUCGCGGGGUGCAGGGCAUAUUUCCUCAGUCACUUUCACAGUGAUCACUACAUUGGCCUGACAUCGACGUGGAAUCAUGGACCCAUCUACUGUUCCAAAGUUACGGCCAAUCUUGUUCGCCAGCAGCUUCGAGUGGAUGCGCAGUUUGUGGUUCCACUAGAGUUUGAGCAGACUGUGGAUGUUCCAGGCACCAAAGGAGUCAAGGUCACAAUGAUCUCAGCGAAUCACUGUCCAGGUAGCUCUCUGUUUCUAUUCGAGAAAGUCAUCGGCAAAAAGACCAACGGCGACCCUCGCCUACAACGCAUACUCCACUGCGGCGACUUUCGAGCUUGCAAAAUGCAUGUCGAGCAUCCCCUUCUCAUGCCCGAGGUUCGAAAUAAGCUGAGCGGAAAAUCCGAGGAGCAGAAGAUCGAUGUGUGUUAUUUGGACACCACAUAUCUCAACCCGAAAUAUGCCUUUCCGAACCAGCAGGCUGUCAUUCAAGCAUGUGCAGACAUGUGCGUAUGCUUGAGCAAAGACACGCCGGAUGAGACCGAUGGAUGGGAACAGAUGAAGCGGCAAAGGGCAGGCGAGGGAAUGGCGAAGUUUGUUCGAAAGGAAUCGCAGUCUGACGUCAAGAUUGAGUCGACGGAAGACGACGAUGUUGCAAGCAUGCACGACAUCAAGAUCGAGAAGAACCCACAUCAAAGCCAACAGAUUCUCUCGUCUGCCCACGAGAAGAAGAGCCGAGGCCGUUUACUGGUUGUGGUCGGCACCUACAGCAUCGGCAAAGAACGCAUCUGCGUCGGCAUCGCCAACGCCCUCAACUCCAAAAUCUACGCCCCGCCCUCCAAGCAACGCAUCGUCGCCGCGCUCGAGGACCCCGAACUCGACGCCCUGAUGACCUCCGACCCGCGCCAGGCCCAAGUCCACAUGACGCCGCUCUUCGAAAUCCGCGCCGAGACCCUCGACGACUACCUGCGCGAUUUCUUCCCGCACUUCACGCGCGCGGUGGGGUUCCGGCCCUCGGGCUGGAACUACCGGCCGCCCAACACGCGCUUCAUCGAGUCGCCGCCGGUGCAGAACGUGCUGCACGGCGAGAACUGGAGGAGCGCGUACAGCAUGCGCGACCUGGUCCCGCAGCGCGGCAGCUCCAGCCGCGCCAGCUGUUUCGGGGUCCCGUACAGCGAGCACUCCAGUUUCCGGGAGCUCACCAUGUUUUGCUGUGCGUUGCGCAUCGAGAAGAUCAUCCCCACGGUGAACAUCGGGAGUCAGAAAAGCCGGGAGAGGAUGAAGGCUUGGUGUGAGAGGUGGAUGGUGGAGAGGAAGAAGAAUGGAUUGUAUACUUGGGAGUGA
Molecule: messenger RNA, 1917 nt
Organism: Dissoconium aciculare CBS 342.82
Lineage: Eukaryota; Fungi; Ascomycota; Dothideomycetes; Mycosphaerellales; Dissoconiaceae
Product: DRMBL-domain-containing protein
Exons: 1
Coding region: 1-1917 (638 amino acids)
Biological process (GO): double-strand break repair via nonhomologous end joining; protection from non-homologous end joining at telomere; interstrand cross-link repair
Molecular function (GO): damaged DNA binding; 5'-3' DNA exonuclease activity
Source: RefSeq, a predicted model, not a curated record